CGAUGUUCUAGAACAGUGUAGCAACUGUAGCUCUUCCAUUUCGCGCCUUUUUUAACCGCGGCUACGUCUGCCACGCUUAAAAUUGUCAAGCACUUACAAAAUCCAAGAUUCCUUCCAUCAACAGUUGUUCAAGUGGUGUACGAACGAUCGACGACGAGCGGGAGCGACGGAUCCAGAGGAAACAGACCAAAGUCCGGUAGACUGAAACAAUGGGUUUACUUCUGCCCUUCGACCACGCCGAGAAGGAGCUAAACGCCAAGCUGAAGCCUCAACUCCACUCAAUUCAUGCGUCGCUCAAACUGAACAAGCAAGUCACCACCACCAAUGUUGCCGUUCUGAAGACCCUGUUGGACGACAUCUGCAUUCAGAUGAAGCAGAAGGAUGCUCUCUUCAACCUUCUUUUUAACAGGCUCGAAUACACCGGAAGCUACUACGACGGGCUGCGGACCAAAAAAGCAGACGAGUUUGACAUAAACCUUGUGCUGAACCUACCUUUCGAGAAGGACGAAUUCACCGUGUCGGACGGAUGUCCCGGCUACGUCUGCUACAAAAUCGGUCCGGCGGCCGAGCACAGGCUGCUCCGGGAAGGGGACGUGAAGUGGGUUCCGCACUUACUGAAGUGGAGGGACGCCGAGAAGAGACUCAAGCCGGACAGGGUCAAGCAGUGGCUGCAGUCGGUUUUUGACCGUUUUCUCCAGACCUACGUCGUUCCCUCUGGGCCCUGCUCGGCUGUGGAUAAGAUACAGCCAAGCCAGCACGGCCCUGCCAAGACAUUUUAUAUUAUACUCAAAAAUGGCCUCCAGAUUGAUGUGGACCUUGUGCCCGUAAUAGAAUUUUGCUACCCUAGUUGGCCCGAAGGCAUUGAGAAGAAAGAUUGGAUGGCUAAUAUGUUUUCAAAGGAUCUCAACUGGUUCUUGAUUCCUAAGCCCCCCACGCCCAACUCCCACCUGUGGCGGCUGCAUUUCCCGAACAUAGAAAAGAAGCUCAUCAAAGACUACGGUUGUGUGAAGCCCAUCAUUCGCUUACUCAAGGCCAUGAGAGACUCAUACAAGUGGAAUCUCUCGUCUUAUUCCCUCAAGACGUUUGUCAUGAGGCAGCUUGUGGAAAAUUACGACGUGCAAUAUUGGCACCCCGACAACCAAGGGAUGCUUUUUGUCAGGGUCCUGGAUCGCCUGGGACUUGCCCUGGUGCAGCCGGGGCCUGCCAUUCCAUAUCUCUUCCACCCAGAGGUGGACCUCGCCGAGACGGUUACGAGAGUGACCAGGGACAACAUCGGUGGCCGAAUCAAGCGCAUCGUGCGCAAGCUGCGGCUGUUUCCAGAAAAGUGCCGCGAGCUCAUCUUGAAGGACCAGUGGAAGGGCCAGGCUCCGUUGGAAAACGUCUUGGGAGACGUCAUGUCGGACGACAUCGGAAUUGUUGCAUCAAACGACGUUGUUAGAGAUGUUCCGUCCAACGACGUUGUUGACGUGGAGACGAACGACGUCGAAGACACCGCGAUGAGCGACGAGGCCCCUUUGACGCAGAGCUCGGGAAGGGCGUGGAAGUGCUGCGUCAUCCUUUGAGGGGUUGCCGCCUCUUGCUUCAAAGGGGCGUCAACACAAUCUUUGGAGUGCGAUUUAUUUUAUGACUGCAAGGUGUAGUAGAGAUGUUUGUGGCAGCGAGGGGUAGAGCUAUAAACCGAGCCAGCCAUUUUUUUUGCUCCGCAGACUGAGGAGAUGGUGGCACUGUACAUGAUGGUUGGAAAUGAGAGGGAAAGCACUCGUUGAAUGCAUUUGUCUCAUGCAGUUAGUUGACCGCAUCGAGGGACCACAGCGCCUUCUUAGUGAAAAACAUUCCUUUGGAAAUUAUGGGAAGCGAUCGGGCAGCAUAACGUAGUGCUCGGCAACCAAAAAACACAAUUUUUUUGGGGUCUUCGAAAGUUGAUUUGAAACUCAGGUUCACGUUCGAAGGGUGAAUGGUGUCAAGAUGAAUGCCCCUCGAGGUCAUAAAAGCGAGGUAGAUUAUGCUUUGAAACGAUUUGAUAAAGGAUGUAGGUUUACCAAAGAUAUUAGUUGCAUCCGGGUAAUGGUCAAAGGUAGGG
This is a messenger RNA of Ixodes scapularis (black-legged tick), 2080 nucleotides long. Its product is annotated as cyclic GMP-AMP synthase. The transcript has 8 exons. The record is from RefSeq and is a predicted model, not a curated record. The coding region runs from base 210 to 1562 and encodes 450 amino acids. NCBI's taxonomy places the organism in Eukaryota, Metazoa, Arthropoda, Arachnida, Ixodida, Ixodidae.